Messenger RNA from Scaptodrosophila lebanonensis, 951 nucleotides. RefSeq lists its product as uncharacterized. The record is from RefSeq and is a predicted model, not a curated record. Gene Ontology annotation, molecular function: protein binding. Bases 43 to 951 code for a protein of 302 amino acids. The transcript is spliced from 2 exons. NCBI's taxonomy places the organism in Eukaryota, Metazoa, Arthropoda, Insecta, Diptera, Drosophilidae.
ACUCUGCCGAAAUUGUCACGUCGUUUAAAUAAAAAGGGAAAAAUGGCUGACCCUGAGGAGGAAAAAGGAUUGGAGUCAUCUACACCAAGCUGCGUAGGCACUGAAUGUGCCCCAAAAUCAUCUGCCGUAUCAGCGGUUAGUGUCAAUGAUCCACAAUCGCUCAAUGAAUUAAAGUCGGAGCCGAUAGAGGAACCGGAGCCGGACCCGAUUCGUAAAUCAAGCAAAGAACGCCGCCUUCAGUAUCUUAGGAAUGGAAUCGAUGCUGAUUGCGAAGUGCAUGUACAGAGCGCGGAUCCGGACGCAGAUGCUCAAGGUGGCAAUGUGUGCUAUAAGAAAUUUCGUUGCCACCGCCUUCUACUAGCCACUGCUUCAGAUAAACUGGAACAAGACGUCUACCAGAACAAGAAAUGGAAUGGAGUGCUACAAAUAAAUGGCGUUUCUCCCGAGGCUGUGGAAAUCUUCCUCGAAUUUAUUUAUACGUUUGAAGUAUCGACGUCAAAAGUUGAACUGCAACUUAUAGGCGAUAUAUUUAUACUAUCAUGCGCUUAUAACAUGCCGGAGAUGCUUUGCAGCUUUGCUGACAAGGUAAAGGACAAGGACUGGCCCCUGGAUUAUAUUUUUCCAGCUUACGAUUUAGCAUUUCGACAUAACAUUAUCUCAUUGGAACAAGUGUGCAUGACUAAAAUUUUAGAGCACGCCAGAGAACUGGCGAUUGAGCCCACUCUCAUGAAUAUUCAGAUUUACGCCCUUAACUUCGUCAUACAGCAUUGGCUGGCAGCCAAGGCAAUUCCCACAAAUGAAAUGGUUGAAAUACUGCUUAAGUAUCAACGAGAGAAUGAAAUUAAUUUCAGCAACACCCAACAAUUUCCGCAUUUUACGAAAAUAAUUAAUUACUUUCGCAACGUUCUUUUAGAUGCGGAUGGCAUUAUUUCUAAAUAUGAGGAACAAUGA